This is a messenger RNA of Pichia membranifaciens NRRL Y-2026, 528 nucleotides long. RefSeq lists its product as hypothetical. The record is from RefSeq and is a predicted model, not a curated record. Gene Ontology annotation, biological process: regulation of translational initiation. The transcript has a single exon. Lineage: Eukaryota; Fungi; Ascomycota; Pichiomycetes; Pichiales; Pichiaceae. Bases 1 to 528 code for a protein of 175 amino acids. Gene Ontology annotation, cellular component: cytoplasm.
AUGAAUCCCAAAUGGUCUGUAUCAAAUGUACUUGUACAGAAAAAGUCGAAAUUUCGUGCAUUUUGCACGCCGAUCAAAUCGAACCUCUCGAUCCCAGAAUUGUUGAAUGAUCUCACGACUUUGGACAAAACUAUACAAAAAGCUUCACAUCCCACAAUGUACGCUUGGAAAACAGCAAGCUCAGAAUUGGAAACAGCUGGAUGCAACACAGCGAAAAGCAAAAAGUCGAAGGGGAAAAAGACUGAUGAAUUGACAGUCGAAUCUUCGGUGUUAAGUAAACUCGUCAAUUUGAAUCAAGGGUUCCACGAUAAUAACGAAGGUGGAUCGGGACUUCGGUUAUUGGGUAUGUUAGAUCGUUUGCAUCUUGUAAAUAUUCUGGUCGUUGUCUCCCGCUGGUACGGUGGAAUAGCACUUGGCCCUGCAAGAUUUAAAUGCAUGAGUGAUGUGGGUAUGGAAGCGUUACAGAACGGCGGAUAUUUGGCAAGCAAGCCAGGUAAAGGUUGGACAGAUUGUUCAAAGGUAAAAUAG